AUGUUUACCACCAAGUCGGUUCAGUCGCUUAAGAAUCUAUUCGCAUCAUAUCACGAACCCCUACCCUUGUCGAAACAACAGUCUCAGAAGCUUCUUGACGGUCUCAAGACAUCAUUUCGAAAGCAACUUGAUCGUGAAUAUGGAGAGAGCUCCAAUAGUCCAGCCCAGCCUGUCGCGAAAUCCGUUGAUCCAACAAAUCCUGCCCGACUAUCAGCUGCGAACCUUCAUUUGAAAGAUAUUCUAGCCAACCCGCUAUUCAGCUACAACAAAGAUGUCAAAUCAACAUUCCCUACAAGUCUAUCGCCGCCCGCUCUAGCAACGCCAACGCGUGAUCCCAUAGAAGUUUUCGACCAUGCUGUAGCUCGAGGAUUGAUGACACCCAAGGCUGCAAUCGGUUGCAUGCACGCCAAGGCAAAGCAACUUCAGGCACAAGAAGCCGGUCUGGCAGGUCUCGCUACAUCAGGUGUAUCGGGACGUGUUAUAAGAUGGCUUCGGUCAUGUGGCGCCGAGCAAGACUUGCGAUUUAUGGACAACCAGACUUUUAUCCGUACACUGGCUCCGUUCCUAGUGGCAGAGGGCAUGGAGGAGGUUGCAUGGGAAUGGCUGGUGCGAACAGUCAACGACACAUCUAGAAACUUGCCAAAGGAAAAGCGCCUCAAGAGAGCAUCCUAUCUACUCGGAGAACUUGUCAAGACAAAGUGUCAGCCCCAGUAUGGCAACCUUGAUUCAGGCAUCUCCACCAUGUUGCAAGCGCAGCAAUUGUUCAAGGCCAGCCCCUUGCUCUCGGAUCUUUUGGUUUCCUCAUGGCGUUCUGUAUCAUGGUUCUCCACCGUCGAGUCUUACAGUCGACCCGCGCCAUCCGAAGAGCUUUUUGAUGCUCACAUUGCUACAGCUGAUCGCUUGCCUCAGCCCUUCCUUUUGGAACGUGCUCACCUUCAUCUCUAUCACCCAACACACCCCGACCAUCUUCCUGCGCUCAACUUCUUCAAAGAUAAGGAAAGACUUCGAAAACUGGUUACUACUAUUGGGCCUAAGAAGGCAAAGCCUGCAAAAUUAAGCACUGUAUCGUGGCUUGCUUUUCUGGGACACGAUACGGUCAAUCACUUGUCUCAGUCUGGCAGGACUCAGGAAGCCCAAGGUGUCACAGAGUUACUACAGGCAGAAGUGGCCAGUCUCUUCAACAACAACAAAUUGGAGCCAGCUCUGGAAUAA
Molecule: messenger RNA, 1212 nt
Organism: Fusarium coffeatum
Lineage: Eukaryota; Fungi; Ascomycota; Sordariomycetes; Hypocreales; Nectriaceae
Exons: 1
Coding region: 1-1212 (403 amino acids)
Source: RefSeq, a predicted model, not a curated record